Molecule: messenger RNA, 10879 nt
Organism: Cuscuta epithymum
Lineage: Eukaryota; Viridiplantae; Streptophyta; Magnoliopsida; Solanales; Convolvulaceae
Source: the annotation of a GenBank genome assembly
UGAUAAGUUAGAAUUUGUGAUUAAUUUUUAUCACAAUUCUAUACUUAUUAUUUGCCUAAUUAAGAGGUUUGUGUUUUAUUUUGUGUUAAAAAUGAUUUUUAAAGUGUAGGGGUUUUAAUGGAAGGAUUUGAGGAUUCUUUGGGCUGAAUUGAAAAGAAUAGUGCCAUUUUAAGUGGAGUGUAAAUCCUGGGGCUAUCUGAAAGUUUGAUAAAUAAUUGGGCUUAUCACCCACCCAUACGUAAGAAAGAAAAGCAGGGGCUGGGGCUGAACUUUUGAAAAGGGCUCAUUAACUUACUGUACCAGAAAAAGAAAAAAGAAGGGAGUCCAUUAACAGGAGGAUACGGGGAGAGUUCUAGGCUCAUCAGUCAAAAAAACGGUUCCAGAUCUUACGGACGACGGGAGGAAGACUCGGAAUCAAGGAGGAAAAUAAUAAGUCUCAUCGGCUGGAACGGCACCGAAAACUCAGGACUUAGAGCGCUUGAAACGGCUCUAAUCCUUCCAUAUAAAGAAGGCAGCAGCAAGAGUUUUUUUUGGAGGCGAUUUUUGGAGAAUUGGGCUGGCGUUUGGAGGAAAAGGUGAGCUGCUAAUUUCAGUCUCAGCAGCAGCUUUAAGGAGGACGCACAAUUCUCCAAACCGGUGUGUUAGAAGCAAAGCACAACGACAUGCUUUCUUCCUGGUGAAAGUUAGCAAUUUAGUUCAGAAAGAAAACAACUCUGGUUUGACAAAUUCUUUCUGUUCUAAAAUUCCAAUUUACUUCAUUUUAUCAUAUGUGCCUUACUUCAAUAAAUUGAGUAUUCACGACAAUCAUUUGCUGAUCAUUAAUUUGAUCAAGAUGAACUCUUUAGUUAUUGUUGUUUCACUCCCAGCUAGUUUUGAUAUGAGUAGCUAAACUCUUUAAGUCCCGGAUUAUGAUGAAGUUGGUAUGAUUUAGUAUGAAUUGUGAUUUUAGUUAUGCCAAUUGAUUGAGUUUUAUCCAUUGUUCUUAUUCGCUUAAUUGAUUGUGUUAAUUUCUGGCCAACUUUAAUAUAAUUAAUUAAGUUGUUUGAGUGGAUUAAUAGAGUACAUGUCAUGCCUAUUAGUUCGAGCUCUUUUGGAUAAAAGAAUAGAUAAUUUAGCUGUCUUGUUAGGUUAUCUAUUUGGUUCUUAAAUCGGGUUUCCGUAGUUCUUUUGUGAUUAAUGGAUUUUAACUAUUGAAUUAAUAAUUUCUUGUUGAUUAAUAGUUAAAGUACAUGACUUAUUCUGGACGCCAUACGGAAUAGUCAUAUUUAUGCCUAGAACGAACCCUCAAUUUUAAUUGACUAACUAAAUCGCAAAUACUAAAGAUUAGUGACAGAUUCAUAAUCCUGGACUAUGUUUUUCUCUUGCUAAGUUCUCAAUCAAAUUCCCGUUAGUGGCCCAAUCAAUUUAUUUUUAAUCCUUUCAAUUCCUUGCAUCCAUUUAAUUCAAGCCUUACCUUUCAGUUUUAAAUCAAACAAACCCAAAACUCAUUUUUUUAGUUAGAUUUCACUUUUAUUUUUAUUAGUAGUUUUCCAAUUAUUUAGUUACAUUUUCCCCGUGGAUUCGACCCUUACUUGUGCACUAUACUACCGCGACUCGUGCACUUGCGAGGACUUACAAAUUGUCUAUCAAUUUUUGGCGCCGUUGCCGGGGAAUUUGUCUAACUAGUUUUUGGAAAAUUGUUAAUUUUGUGUUUUUAGUUAGUUGUGUUUGUUUUUCUUUUUUUCGUUUUUGUUGUUGUAUGCUUGGUCGCAGGUCACUCAAUCCAGGUUUGCUACCGCUGAACGACCAAGUAGAUUUAAUUGGAAAGAAGACAAAAAGGCGACUUGCAUUUGUUCCAAAUUCCACAAUGGGUGAUGCACAACUGAUGAAAGAGUUUGGGAGACCAACUGUAGGUGUCUCCCCGUCCUGCAUUGUAUUGAGUGAAGCUGCCAGAAAUUAUGACUUAAAGACUGUUCAUUACAACCAACUGCCAUCUUUCUAUGGCCUUGCUUCCGAGGAUGCACUGAUUUUUAUCCGAGAUUUCUAUGGUAUAAUUCAGAAUUUUCCAUUGCAAGGUGUGACUGAAGAUGAGCUGAAGAUGAGGUGUUUUCCCUACACUCUCAAAGAUGCCGCGAAGACAUGGUUUAUGUCUUUAACGCCUGGUUCCUUGCGCACAUGGGCUGAGGUCUAUAACAAGUUCAUUGGCAAGUACUAUUCUCAGUCCAAAACUUCAGAAUUAAGAAGAAAAAUUGCCAAUUUCACUCAAGCUGAAGGUGAGCCAUUCCAUGAGGCGUGGGAGAGGUUCAAGAUGCUGCUCACACAAUGCCCUCACCAUGGUUAUUCCUUGGCGCUCCAAAAUCAGACUUUCUAUGACGGUUUAACCCAAGGAAGCCAAGCAAUCGUUGACAACGCAGCUGGAGGAGCUAUGGGGGAGAAGACUGCUGAACAGACCCUAGAGUUAUAUGAGAUGCUUGGAGCUAAUUCCCAGCAGAAGAGCGUUCGUGGGAAGACUCAAGGGAUGUAUGAAGUUGGUGCGAGUACAGAACUGGCCAUCCAAAUAUCCGAGCUAUCCAAGCAAAUGAAGAAUAUGUGUUCUAUGAUGGCGAUGAAUCAAUCUGCCGCUGCAGUGAAUGAAAUGCCCGAGGCUAGUCUUGAACAAGCUAAUAUGAUGAAUUCAUACAAUCAGAGGUCAAGGAACGAUCCAUUCUCCAAUUCCUACAACCCCGGUUGGAGAAAUCAUCCAAACUUCUCAUGGUCUAACACGCAACAAGGGAACCAGCCACCUGUUGAACCAAAGAAGCCUUCUUUGGAAGAUACUUUGCAGAAUUUUAUGCAAAUCUGCAGCAACAACCAGCAAGUUAACGAGCAGCGUUUUCAGCGCACCGAUGCCUCUUUGAGGAAGCUAGAAGUACAGGUUGGGCAGAUUGCUGAAUCUCUUCAGGGACACGUGCAAGGGAAGCUACCGAGUCAAUCUGAAGAGGCCAAAGCUGUCACGGUUCUUAGAAGUGGGAAGGUAAUUCAGAAAAACGAAGAGCAGCCUGUUCCCAAGCUACCGAAGAAGGUAGAGGCUGAGAAGAAGCAAAAAGUAGAAGCUGAAAAGAAGAACGAAGUGGAGGCUGAUUCGGUGUAUGACGAGUCCGGGCUGCACAAAGCAAAAGAUCCGUAUAUUCCGCCUAAACCAUAUGUGCCACCGGCCCCUUUUCCAAACAGGUUAAAAAGUUCCAAGUUUGAUAAAUCUUUUGAUGAGAUUUAUGAUUUGCUGUCCAAAGUUAAUGUUAAUUUGCCUCUUCUUGAAAUGAUAACUAAUAUGCCUGCCUACGCUAAAUUUUUGAAAGAAUUAAACACUAGAAGGCGUAGGUAUGAGCCGAAUGAAAAGAUUUUUGUUUCUAAGGCUGUGAGUGCUGUUUUACAAAAGGACUUGCCCCCAAAAUUAGAAGACCCUGGCAGCUUUAUUAUAACCAUUAAUUUAGGGAAUUCUAGAUCAGAAAAAGCUAUGCUUGAUUUGGGGGCGAGUAUUAAUCUAAUGCCUUAUUCUGUUUACGUGAAAUUAGGGCUGAAUGAGCUAAAAACCACUACAAUGUCCCUGCAGCUUGCUGACCGCUCAAUUAGAUACCCUAGGGGCAUUGUAGAGGACGUUUUAGUUCAAGUUGAUAAGCUGAUUAUUCCCGCUGAUUUUGUGGUUUUAGAUAUGAGUGAUCAGUGCAAACAUGUGAAAGAUAUGCCAAUCUUACUUGGUAGACCUUUCAUGGCCACGGCUAAAACUAUGAUUGACGUUCAAAAUGGAAAAUUAACUAUGAGUGUGCUUGAUGAAACUGUUGAAUUUUCCAUUUUGAAGUCCAUGAAUAUGCCGGCUGAUUCUGAUUCAUGUUUUGCACUUGAUAUGCUUGAUUCUAUUGUUCCUUUGAGUAUGUUACAGGAAGAUGAGCUUGAGUUUGCUUUAACUCUUGAUGUGCAAGAGUUUGAUGAUGAAAAAGUGAGUGAGAUGAGGGAUAUUCUAGACAAAACUGAGCUGCAAAGUGAGGAAAUAAUGGCUGAUAGUGAGCUGAAAAAAAAUCAGCAUGCUGAAAAUCCACCUCAAGUGCAACUGAAACCCCUCCCCUCGAAUCUGAAAUAUGUGUUUUUAGGGUGUGAUAGUACUUUUCCUGUUAUUAUUGCAUCUGACUUGACACAGGAACAAGAAGAGCAAUUGCUUAAGGUGUUGAGGAAGUUUAAAGCUGCGUUUGGUUGGGCGAUUUCUGAUUUGAAAGGAAUUAGCCCAACAGUUUGCAUGCACAAAAUCUUGCUGGAAGAAGGUGCUACUCCAUGCAGACAACCUCAAUGGAGGCUGAAUCCAAACAUGAAAGAGGUAGUGCGUGUGGAAGUUCUAAAGUUGCUUGAUGCAGGUAUUAUCUUUCCUAUUUCUGACAGUAAAUGGGUUAGUCCUGUGCAAGUUGUUCCUAAGAAGUCUGGGAUUACUGUCGUGAGUAAUGAGAAAAAUGAGUUGGUACCCACACGAGUUACCACAGGGUGGCGAAUGUGUGUUGACUACAGAAAAUUAAAUGCAGCCACUAAAAAAGACCAUUUUCCUUUACCUUUUAUAGACCAAAUGUUAGAGCGCUUGGCUGGCCAUGCGUUCUAUUGCUUUCUUGACGGUUUUCAAGGUUACAAUCAGAUUCCGGUUGCUCCGGAAGACCAAGAAAAAACUACUUUUACAUGUCCAUUUGGCACUUUUGCCUUUCGUAGGAUGUCUUUUGGAUUGUGUAAUGCUCCUGGUACUUUUCAACGGUGUAUGAUGUCUAUUUUUUCUGAUAUGAUUGAAAAGUUUGUUGAAGUUUUUAUGGAUGAUUUUUCCUUGUUUGGUGAUUCUUUUGAUCAGUGUUUGCAUAAUCUGUCGCUAGUUCUUGAAAGAUGUGUUCAAAUGAAUUUGACUCUUAGUUGGGAAAAGUGCAAUUUUAUGGUUAAAGAAGGGAUCGUUUUGGGGCAUGUGAUUUCUAAUCGGGGGAUUGAAGUAGAUAGGGCUAAAAUUGAUGUGAUCGCUAAACUGCCACCCCCUACUUCCGUUAGAGGGGUUCGUAGUUUCCUUGGUCAUGCGGGCUUUUAUAGAAGGUUUAUUAAAGAUUUUUCUAAGAUUUGUAAACCUCUAUGUAAUCUGUUAGCUAAGGAUGCAACUUUCAGCUUUGAUGAUGAAUGUCUCGUUGCUUUUAAUGUGCUGAAAGAAAAAUUAACUUCUGCCCCAAUACUUGCUGCCCCGAACUGGUCAUAUCCGUUUGAGAUUAUGUGUGAUGCCUCCGAUUUUGCAAUUGGUGCUGUUUUGGGUCAAAGAAUUGACAAGCUGCCUUAUGUGAUUUAUUAUGCUAGUCGAACUUUAGAUGAUGCACAGAUUAACUACUCUACAACUGAAAAAGAAUUGUUAGCAGUUGUCUUUGCAUUAGAAAAGUUCAGGUCUUAUUUGAUUGGAUCUAAGGUGAUUGUCUAUUCUGACCAUGCUGCUUUGAAAUAUUUAUUGAUGAAAAAGGAUGCUAAACCUAGGUUGAUUAGGUGGAUUUUAUUGUUGCAAGAGUUUGAUUUGUCUAUCAGGGACAAGAAAGGAAGCGAGAACGUGGUGGCUGAUCAUUUAUCACGUCUCCCUGAUCAGAUUCGACAUUCUGGGAAGGAUCUGGAGAUACCUCUUAAUGACAGGUUUCCCGAUGAAGGUUUGUUUUCUGUGAUGAGUAAAGAGCCAUGGUAUGCUGAUCUUGUUAAUUAUUUAGUUACCGGUAAGUUUCAUCCUGAUUUAAAUUCACAGGGUAGAAAACAUUUUCUUUCCAAAGUGAAAUAUUAUUUCUGGGAUGAGCCUUACUUGUUUAAAAUCUGCCCCGAUCAGACCAUUAGGCGUUGCAUUCCUGAACAUGAACAAGAGAGUGUUUUGCAUCAUAGUCAUACUUUGAAUUGUGGUGGGCAUUUUAGUGGAAAAAAGACUGCAUUUAAGGUCUUGCAAUCUGGUUUUUAUUGGCCUACUCUCUUUAAAGAUGCAAUUUCUUUCUGUGCUAAAUGUGAUCGUUGUCAGAGAGUAGGGAAUAUUAGCAAACGUCAUGAGAUGCCUCUUACGAAUAAUCUGGUUGUUGACUUGUUUGACGUUUGGGGUAUUGAUUUUAUGGGGCCGUUUCCUACUUCUUUUGGGUUUAAUUAUAUUCUGGUUGCAGUUGAUUACGUGUCUAAAUGGAUUGAAGCUAUUGCCACUAGAACUAAUGAUAGUCGAGUGGUGCUGAAUUUUUUGAAAGAAGUGAUUUUUGCUAGGUUUGGGACACCGAGGGCUAUCAUUAGUGAUGGUGGCAGCCACUUUUGUAACAAGUUUUUUGCAGGAUUGCUGAAAAAGUAUGGUGUUACGCACCGGGUUGCAACACCUUACCAUCCACAGACUUCGGGGCAAGUUGAGGUGAGUAACAGGCAGAUUAAAGGUAUUCUGGAAAAAACUGUGAAUCCUUCACGUAAGGAUUGGACUAAUAGGCUGAACGAUGCACUGUGGGCUUACCGGACAGCCUACAAAACCCCAAUUGGAAUGAGCCCGUACAGGUUAGUUUUCGGUAAACCUUGUCAUUUGCCUGUAGAGUUGGAACACCGAGCCUACUGGGCUAUCAAGGCGCUGAAUUUUGAUCUUAAAGAAGCAGGUGAGUUGAGAAAACUGAAUUUGAAUGAGCUGGAUGAGAUUAGGAAUGAUGCGUAUGAGAGUGCGAAAAUUUAUAAAGAACACACUAAGCUUUUUCAUGAUAAAUCCAUUUUGAGGAGAGAUUUUAAACCUGGAAUGGAGGUGUUGUUAUAUGACUCUCGGUUGAGGCUUUUUCCAGGGAAGUUAAAAUCUAGGUGGACUGGACCGUUUUUGAUUCGCCAAGUUUUUCCCCAUGGUGCAAUUGAACUUGAAAAUCCAAAAUCGGGGAAUAUAUUUAAGGUGAACGGUCACCGAGUAAAAAAAUAUUUGAGAAGUGAAGAUGUAGUCGAGCAGGUUGAGUGUCUUGAGCUUCAGGAAUACCGUUGCUCAUGUUGUGUCUAGUCACAGUUUCCAAAAAAAAAAAACAAAAAAAAAAAAUUAAAAAAAAAAACAAAAAAAAAAAACAAAACUCAUUAAAAAACAAAAACUUUUAUGUUGUUUCCCUCUUCUCCAUUCUUUUCUUUUCUUUCUUUGUUUCUUAGUUUUGCAGGUUAUUUAUCAACAUGUUUCAGUUUUGGCUUGAAGUACAUUCAGGGAGUAUUUCUUCUCCUUUCUCUUUGUAUAUUAAUCCUUCAUUGAGGACAAUGCGUGAGAUAGGUGUGGGGGAGGAGUAACUCUCAGUUUUUAGUUCUGUUUUAGUUUUAAAAAAAAAGCAGAAAACUGCUUUAAUUAAAAAAAACUGUUUUUCUUGCUUGGAGUUGAGGAAAAUUUAAUUUCAGGAUUACUUUUUUUUGGCUUCAAGUUGUGAAAAGUUUUCCUUUCAUUGGUAUGUGGUAUGAUUGGUGGUCUCCAUAUAGGUAUUCUCUUGAAUUUGAUUGAGUCCUUCACAUUGUUUUACUUUGAGUCAAUUUCUUAGCUUCUUGUGUCAUUAACAGAGAUGUAUUUUUCAAUUCUUUAUGACCUCUUAGGAUGUAUCUCUAACGUUCUUGGAAAGAGUGUGAGUCCUAUGUCUUUUAGCCAGCAUGAUAGAACUUGUCUUGUUGUUCUUUUUGGAAGCUAUGUUAUGGUACAAACUGAUUGAGAUGUGAUAUAGGCCAUUUUUCAUACCCCAAACCUUUUAGCCUACCCUUUUUAUUUUAUUUCCGCUUGCUACCCCUUUGAGCCUAAUAUGUCUCAAAGCAUUCUAUCGUGCUUUUGACUAAUGAUUUCUUUGUAAUUACCCAUCAAUGUUGACCCCGAGCCCAAAUAGCCAAAAAAAAAAAAAAAAAAAAAUUAUCCCUUACCCUUGAGUUGACAUUUUCUUACUUAAACUGUGUCUUAGAAGAGUUUAUCUUUUUGGAGCAUUUUUCUUUUUUAUUCCCGGCAUUUUGUAUAGAUUCAAUGUUGUUAGUGCUGAUUCUUGUGAGCAGUCAGUGGAUUGAAGGUUUGAAAAGUUCAAAAAAAAAAAAGCAGAAAAGCCAAAAAAAAAAAAAGAUGAAAAGUUGAAAAGUGAAAAAGUGAAGAAGACAGAAGUGAGUUGAAGUUGUAUUCUUUGAGCUUCGUAUUUGCAUCUCUUUAUCUAAGACGCCGGUUGAUUGUGUAGUAGUUUUGUUGCUCCCUUUGUCAUUUAUUGAACUCUUCCUAGGAUCAGUUUGGUAUAGAAGAUGUCUCCUCCUUUGUUUGAAGUCUCAUAACCUCUCUUUCAUUAGCCCAUUACCCAUGGCCACGUUACAUCCCAAAUAAAAGUCCUAAGUGAUCUUGAUCAAGUUUGUGCUUGAUAAGGUGAAAGGAAGAGCAUGAGAUGACUAUAGAGUGUUGACUGAAUGACUUGGGACUUUGCAUAAUUUUUGUGAAAGUUACUUGAGUAUCUCAUUAGGUCAUUUAGAAUUGUAAGAUACAUCUCUAUUAAUGACAUGUGAAUCUCGGUGAUUGACUUUUGAGUGUAACAUUGUGGUGGAUACUUGAUUCAAAUUUCUUGAGUUAUUUUGUCAUGGAGGAGUUUGUUGGAAUGCUUGGUGAGUGAAAGGGAACUUUGAACAUUUGAUGCUGAUUUAGUUUCUUGAUAUUAAUUUUCCUUGAGGACAAGUAAAAUGCAAGUGUGGGGGAGUUUGAUAAGUUAGAAUUUGUGAUUAAUUUUUAUCACAAUUCUAUACUUAUUAUUUGCCUAAUUAAGAGGUUUGUGUUUUAUUUUGUGUUAAAAAUGAUUUUUAAAGUGUAGGGGUUUUAAUGGAAGGAUUUGAGGAUUCUUUGGGCUGAAUUGAAAAGAAUAGUGCCAUUUUAAGUGGAGUGUAAAUCCUGGGGCUAUCUGAAAGUUUGAUAAAUAAUUGGGCUUAUCACCCACCCAUACGUAAGAAAGAAAAGCAGGGGCUGGGGCUGAACUUUUGAAAAGGGCUCAUUAACUUACUGUACCAGAAAAAGAAAAAAGAAGGGAGUCCAUUAACAGGAGGAUACGGGGAGAGUUCUAGGCUCAUCAGUCAAAAAAACGGUUCCAGAUCUUACGGACGACGGGAGGAAGACUCGGAAUCAAGGAGGAAAAUAAUAAGUCUCAUCGGCUGGAACGGCACCGAAAACUCAGGACUUAGAGCGCUUGAAACGGCUCUAAUCCUUCCAUAUAAAGAAGGCAGCAGCAAGAGUUUUUUUUGGAGGCGAUUUUUGGAGAAUUGGGCUGGCGUUUGGAGGAAAAGGUGAGCUGCUAAUUUCAGUCUCAGCAGCAGCUUUAAGGAGGACGCACAAUUCUCCAAACCGGUGUGUUAGAAGCAAAGCACAACGACAUGCUUUCUUCCUGGUGAAAGUUAGCAAUUUAGUUCAGAAAGAAAACAACUCUGGUUUGACAAAUUCUUUCUGUUCUAAAAUUCCAAUUUACUUCAUUUUAUCAUAUGUGCCUUACUUCAAUAAAUUGAGUAUUCACGACAAUCAUUUGCUGAUCAUUAAUUUGAUCAAGAUGAACUCUUUAGUUAUUGUUGUUUCACUCCCAGCUAGUUUUGAUAUGAGUAGCUAAACUCUUUAAGUCCCGGAUUAUGAUGAAGUUGGUAUGAUUUAGUAUGAAUUGUGAUUUUAGUUAUGCCAAUUGAUUGAGUUUUAUCCAUUGUUCUUAUUCGCUUAAUUGAUUGUGUUAAUUUCUGGCCAACUUUAAUAUAAUUAAUUAAGUUGUUUGAGUGGAUUAAUAGAGUACAUGUCAUGCCUAUUAGUUCGAGCUCUUUUGGAUAAAAGAAUAGAUAAUUUAGCUGUCUUGUUAGGUUAUCUAUUUGGUUCUUAAAUCGGGUUUCCGUAGUUCUUUUGUGAUUAAUGGAUUUUAACUAUUGAAUUAAUAAUUUCUUGUUGAUUAAUAGUUAAAGUACAUGACUUAUUCUGGACGCCAUACGGAAUAGUCAUAUUUAUGCCUAGAACGAACCCUCAAUUUUAAUUGACUAACUAAAUCGCAAAUACUAAAGAUUAGUGACAGAUUCAUAAUCCUGGACUAUGUUUUUCUCUUGCUAAGUUCUCAAUCAAAUUCCCGUUAGUGGCCCAAUCAAUUUAUUUUUAAUCCUUUCAAUUCCUUGCAUCCAUUUAAUUCAAGCCUUACCUUUCAGUUUUAAAUCAAACAAACCCAAAACUCAUUUUUUUAGUUAGAUUUCACUUUUAUUUUUAUUAGUAGUUUUCCAAUUAUUUAGUUACAUUUUCCCCGUGGAUUCGACCCUUACUUGUGCACUAUACUACCGCGACUCGUGCACUUGCGAGGACUUACAAAUUGUCUAUCAAUAGGUCACUGGAUGGCGGGUCAAUGGCGAAGGCGUCGGUGACAUGUAAAUGUCACUAGCGAAUUGAUAGUGACUUGCUGGAGCGGUAGUAACUGGGACGGUGAUCACUGGAACAGUAAUUACUGGGACGAUAGUCACUGGAACAGUAGUAACUGAGACCGUCAUCACUAGAGCGGUGGUAACUGGAACGGGCUAAUCACUGGGAUUGUAGGCCAUCGGGAAAAAAAUGGAUAAAUAAAAGUAGUUGAGUUGAGUAACUGUAACUGGUAAAAUUGGAUAAUGGUAAAAUUGGAUAAAUAAAAGUAGUAGAGUUGAGUAAUUGUGAUUGGCUAGUUCACGUGACUAACGAGAAGGGUGGAUAUUGGUCAAUAGACAAACGGAUGAUUGGUACUAAUCGGGCGGAAUCAAUGUGUUAUUGGGUGAAAUUUUUGGUAACUAAUGAUUCUUGGUCACUAAUGAUUUUCUGUCACUGGUGCAUUUUGGUUUUUUAGUCACUAACGAUUUUGGUCACUGGUGAAUUUUGGAUUUUUUAGUCACUAACGAUUUUUGGUCACUGGUGAAUUUUGGAUUUUUAGUCACU